Messenger RNA from Cucumis sativus (cucumber), 1127 nucleotides. RefSeq names its product two-on-two hemoglobin-3. The record is from RefSeq and is a predicted model, not a curated record. Gene Ontology annotation, molecular function: heme binding; oxygen carrier activity; oxygen binding. Lineage: Eukaryota; Viridiplantae; Streptophyta; Magnoliopsida; Cucurbitales; Cucurbitaceae. The transcript has 4 exons. Gene Ontology annotation, biological process: oxygen transport. Bases 296 to 805 code for a protein of 169 amino acids.
UAUUUUAGUUGCUCGAAUGGAGCGACAUUAUUAGCUCAUCAUGAAUUUAUACAAUUAACGAAUACUUACCGGGCCACCCACCGGUAUUACGCAGCCCACAGAUUCGAGUUCCCUGUCCAAUGGCGUAGCUCCAUCCGCACACCCAAUCGCUCGAACGGAGAAUCUCACCCCUGAGUUUCAUCUUCCCUAUAAAGUCCAUUCGUACUUCGCCUUUGAGGCUGUCUAAUCUAGCUUAACAACGCCUUGACCAUCAAGUCACCGACCCCAGAAGCCGCUCCACUUCAAGGGAGAGAAGAUGCAGAGUUUGCAAGAUAAGGCUUCCGAGUGGAGCGGAGUGAAGCGUGAAGAUGCCUUCGCCAUCGACGAAGUCAAUUUGUUUCAGAAGUUAGGUCUCCAGACGUUCGUUAAUCUAUCGACCAAAUUCUAUAACAGGGUGUAUGACGACGACGAGGAGUGGUUCCGAUCAAUUUUUGGGAAUUCGAAGAAGGAGGAUGCAAUUCAAAAUCAGUACGAGUUCUUCGUGCAGAGAAUGGGAGGUCCGCCUCUAUAUUCUCAAAGAAAAGGUCAUCCAGCUCUUAUAGGUCGACAUCGACCAUUCCCAGUCACGCAUAGAGCGGCGGAGAGAUGGUUACAUCACAUGCAACUAGCAUUAGACGAAACCCCAGAUAUAGAUGCAGAUUCAAAAGACAGAAUGAUAAAAUUUUUCAGACACACAGCUUUCUUUCUAGUGGCUGGAGAUGAAAUGAAGAAUCAAAACCUACAAACUCAAUGCAAGCAUGGUAUCCAGCAAUCUGCUGCGCCGUAGACAUUCUAGGACAGAAACAUAGCUUUUACACAAACAAAUAAUUUCGAAGCAUAAGAUUGUUGGAACUAGGUGAUUCUUCGUGUAUUUCCAUGGCCAACUGACCUUUAAUCUUUACAAUGAAGAGAGGGAUCUCCUCAAUUUGACUUCAAAUGAAGGCAGCUUAUUUUGAAAUGGUUAAUGUAAACCAUUUUGUAAUAUGAUGCAAUUAUAUAUUUCAUUUAGGUGCCUUAUGUUCAACUGUGUUGAUUUAUCUCCUUCGUCGAACAUGUGAUUCUCCACUUUGAUUGACUUUCUACAUGUUUAUUUAUACUUUUUUUAAAAA